AUGAGACUCGGAAGUCAUGAAUCGUCAUGGGGGCGUUUUGUCCGCAGAGCUGAGCUCCAAUCUCCAAGCCUUGAAGGGAAUGAUUAAACUCACUGCAGAUCGCGAUGGAUGGAGACACGUUCCUUCAGAAUAUGGACGGCAGACAAGAAGCAGAAGGGUCAGGGUUGCGUGGAGGCUAAGUAAAAUGUUGCCAUGAAUGUAUUUCCCUCUCUGCCGGGAAAGUGUCCAACUUCUUUCUGUUCGUUAGCAGCUCUAGCUGAGGCCAUGCACAGAGUAUACUUACCGCUUGUCCAGCCAUUAAGAGCAGCGCAUUGGCUGAUGGAGGCCCACAGCAUUCAUCCAUACUUGAUGCAUUUGAAAGUGCAGGCAGCCUGAUUUGCUCCAGACGCUUUUCACCCCGGAAAAGACUUUGAUGAAAGCUUUUAGAUACUAUCCCGUAAAGAAUCCUCCCUUCUCCUUUUAAUCAACUUUUGCACCCAUAUAAGAAAGAUUGUUCGUGUGGAAAGGGCAUAUGCACGGAACAAUCAGCGAUAGAUGGAUCAAAACUGCACAGGUUCUCAAGGACCAUUUGAGCACAUUUUGAGCAUUCCCUUUUUCGGAAAGCCUGCUGAACAGCCCGCAGUUGCUGUGGAACUGUAAGUCCAGGUUGGACUCUUCUAAGCUUUGCACAACCAGACGUUCAGCUGCUGAAGCGAAAAGACUCCUCUCAGACAGCAGCCAUGAAGGGCAAGCUGUAUGCUCUGACCGUCGCUGCACUUAUCCUGUUUGUGGUUGGCCCAAGCACUGCCAGUUCACUGGACAUGCCCCUGGAGGGUAUCACGCCUGGAAGAAUGAAGCAACUGUUUGAGGACCUUGCUGCAUUCACCGACUCCGCCCCUCCGUCCGUCACUCGGCUCGUGUUUACAGACACAGACAUGCAGGCCCGCAAGCACAUAAAGCAGCUGAUGACAGAUGCAGGCCUAAUAAUAAGAGAGGACGCAAUGGGGAACAUCUUCGGCCGUUGGCAGGGCUCAGAUCCAGAUGCAGGAGUCGUCCUGUCCGGAUCGCAUUCUGACAGCAUCGUCCUGGGGGGACGGUACGAUGGCACGGUCGGGGUCCUUGGGGCGAUCUCUGCAAUCAAAGCACUCCGAGAAGCUGGCUUCAAGCCGGUGAAGUCGAUCGAAGCCAUCAUGUUCAGCACGGAGGAAGCGUCCCGGUUCAACAUACCUUGCUUGGGAAGUCGGGGGAUCACCGGUCACCUGGACCCGAGCAUACUCGACUCGUACAAGGACGAGAACGGCACCAGCUUCGCAGAGGCGGCGCGCGCCGUCGGCUAUGCAGCGGCAUCUGCGCAGGAGUUCGCCGAUAAAACUCACUGGAAGAGAACGGGCCUCAAGAUCGACGCGUUCGUCGAACUGCACAUCGAACAGGGCCCGCACCUCGAGGCGGAGGGUUUCGACAUCGGCAUCGUCGAAGCCAUCGCUGCGCCGUCGAUGAUCCGCGUCGAGUUCACUGGGAAGGGCGGCCAUGGAGGAGGGAUGCCAAUGCUUCAACGAAACGACCCUUCAAUGGCCGCAGCCGAGCUGGCGCUCACCAUCGAGAAGGCCGCGCUCGGAACAGGAGCUUCUGAGACGGUCGCUACAGUCGGGCUAUGGGACCAGUCGCCCAACAUCUACAACGCAAUCCCCCGGAAAGUGCAACUGGACAUCGACAUCCGGGACACCGUCGGGGAGCGGCGCGACUCCGUCAUACAGACCGCCUUCGAUUCCGCGGCGGAAAUCGCCGCCCGGCGGAAGUGCGGCUUCUCGACCAAGACGCUGUUCGCGUAUCCCCCGGGCACCGGCGACGAGCGGAUAUUGAACGCAAUCGAGAAUGCUUCGAACAAGCUGGGCCUGUCGAGCAAGCGCAUGAUUAGCCGGGGCUACCAUGACGCAGGCUUGAUAGCGCAGAUUGCGCCCACGGCCAUGAUCUUCAUCCCGUGUCGUGACGGCCUGAGUCACCAUCCGGACGAGUACGCCUCUCCCGAGCAGAUUGCUAACGGUGUGAAAAUUCUCGCACUCACACUCGCUCAACUUGCUGGGAGCCCGUCUAGCGAAGGCAAAGACGAGCUGUAGAUUGGCUUGCUCGCGCGCUCACUUGGACAAAACAAAGAAAGCACGCUUUUAACAAUUACUUCGAGCUUCGUUUGAAAGUUGCGUUACUGGUCUUGUUGUUAGUCUUGUAGGCACAGCGGGAGUCUGCAAUGAUCCUGAUGCUCAUACAUAGGGGCUCAACAUAGUUUUUGGCUGUACAAGCAGGGCAUACGGUCGUAUCUGCAUUAAUCUGUUGUUACAAGCAGAGGUAACACCGUAGGUCCAUCCUAACAAAGCGAAAAGGAAGGAAGUGACCGAAAGAUGACAGCAUGGUACUCAGCGGCACGGACUGCUGCAGAAGAACAACUGCUACAUUUCAACACAUCACGUACAGAGACUCCGCAAGGCGUCGCUGGCUUGCUGCCGUCUCGGAGAACACUAGAGGUGACAAGGCGAACUUAGAUAGCAUAUAUAUGGGCGUCCGCGGGACUUGAUGAGCAUUUUCGAAUAUCUGCCACAUGCCUUCGGGGGAAACUGGAACCCACAUCCACUGGGUCAGACCGGG
Molecule: messenger RNA, 2616 nt
Organism: Klebsormidium nitens
Lineage: Eukaryota; Viridiplantae; Streptophyta; Klebsormidiophyceae; Klebsormidiales; Klebsormidiaceae
Source: the annotation of a GenBank genome assembly